Messenger RNA from Plutella xylostella (diamondback moth), 4241 nucleotides. It is a transcript of the gene EcR, whose product is annotated as ecdysone receptor. NCBI's taxonomy places the organism in Eukaryota, Metazoa, Arthropoda, Insecta, Lepidoptera, Plutellidae. Gene Ontology annotation, cellular component: RNA polymerase II transcription regulator complex; nucleus. The record is from RefSeq and is a predicted model, not a curated record. Gene Ontology annotation, biological process: negative regulation of transcription by RNA polymerase II; cell differentiation; ecdysone receptor signaling pathway. Gene Ontology annotation, molecular function: RNA polymerase II cis-regulatory region sequence-specific DNA binding; ecdysone binding; nuclear receptor activity.
CAAACCCUAAAAAUCCAAACUAAAAGUAUUUCCAACAGUUUAUUCGAAUGACCGACUAUCCAUACCCUCUAGUUCUUUUCGGAGGCAAUUCGCGCGCGAGCCUGGACUUGUAAAUAAAUAACCGUGUGACAGCUGAAGGAUUACGUCAAUAACAGGCCAUCCGCAGCGCCUGUGUCAUUGUUUAUAUUCAAGUGCAGUAUCAUUGAGACAAAGUGGACAGGUACCAUCAAUCUAUCACGGUACCACAACCGCGGCAUCACAAUGUUGUUACUAGGCCUCGUCAGUCCUGAACUAGUCUAGUUAUCAUAAAUUAGUACCUCAAGUGUUUCUGUAUAAUAAAUGCAAUAAGUGAACCAUUAAACGUGGAUCUGUCGCGGGCGCCGCAAGAGGCCGGGGGCCUCCCUGCGUCUGAUAGAUACAACGUCUGCCUCACGAUAUCCACAGGGGUGGACGUCAUUUUAAUAAACGAUUACAACGCCGCCCCUCUGUUCGCCUCGGAAAACGCCUCCAGUGAAGUGUGGGGCUCGGGCGGCGGCGGCGGCGGCGCAGCAUGCGGUAACAGCGGCAUGGACCUCAAGCAGGUGGAGGUGGCGUACCGCGGCCUGCCCGGCGUGAAGGCCGAGCCGGGGGUCUCCCACGGGCACCAGCCCCUCAACGGGCACCUGCGGGAGUGGAUGGGGGGCGGAGCCGGCUCCCCGUCCCCCGGAGCCGCCGCGCAGCCCCAGAGCAAUGGGUACUCGUCCCCGCUGUCCACGAGCAGCUACGGGCCGUAUAGUCCGAAUGGGAAAAUAGGCCGCGAGGAGCUCUCGCCAGCGUCCAGUGUGAACGGCUGCAGCAAUGACGGCGACGCGCGGAGGCCCAAGAAGGGCCCGGCGCCGCGGCAGCAGGAGGAGCUGUGCCUGGUCUGCGGGGACCGGGCCUCGGGGUACCACUACAACGCGCUCACGUGUGAGGGAUGCAAAGGAUUCUUCAGGCGGAGCGUCACAAAGAACGCAGUCUACAUCUGCAAGUUCGGGCACGCGUGCGAAAUGGACAUGUACAUGCGGAGAAAGUGCCAGGAGUGCCGGCUGAAGAAGUGCCUCGCCGUUGGCAUGAGGCCCGAGUGUGUGGUGCCGGAGACUCAGUGCGCGAUAAAGAGGAAAGAGAAGAAGGCACAAAGGGAGAAGGAUAAGCUGCCUGUAAGCACGACGACGGUGGAUGAUCAUAUGCCGCCGAUCAUGCAGUGCGAGCCGCCGCCCCCUGAAGCCGCUAGGAUUCUCGACUGUUUGCAGCACGAAGUGGUCCCGCGGUUCCUGUCGGACAAGCUGCUGGAGCAGAACCGAGCCAAGAACAUCCCCCCCCUCACGCCCAACCAGAAGUUCCUCAUAGCCAGGCUCGUCUGGUACCAGGACGGGUACGAGCAACCCUCGGAGGAAGACCUGAAGCGGGUCACGCAGACGUGGCAAGCAUCAGACGACGACGAAGAGGAGUCGGACAUGCCGUUCAGGCAGAUCACGGAGAUGACCAUCCUCACCGUGCAGCUCAUCGUGGAGUUCGCGAAGGGGCUGCCCGGCUUCGCCAAGAUCUCGCAACCUGAUCAGAUCACGUUACUGAAGGCGUGUUCAAGCGAAGUGAUGAUGCUGCGAGUGGUACGGCGGUAUGACGUCACCACAGACAGCAUCCUGUUCGCCAACAACCAGGCGUACACUCGCGACAAUUACCGCAAGGCGGGCAUGGCGUACGUCAUCGAGGACUUGCUGCACUUCUGUCGCUGCAUGUACUCGCUCAAUAUGGACAAUAUACACUAUGCGCUGUUGACGGCUAUUGUUAUAUUCUCAGACCGGCCGGGGCUGGAGCAGCCUCAACUAGUGGAAGAGAUCCAGAAGUACUACCUGAACACUCUCCGGGUGUACAUCCUGAACCAGCAGAGCGGCUCGCCCAAGUGCCCCGUGAUCUUCGGCCGGAUCCUGUCCAUCCUCUCCGAACUGCGCUCGCUCGGCACGCAGAACUCCAACAUGUGCAUCUCACUCAAGCUCAAGAACAAGAAGCUGCCCCCCUUCCUCGAGGAGAUCUGGGACGUGGCCGACGUGUCCACCCCCGCCCCCGCCGCCGCCCCCCUCGACGCCCCCGAGCUCUAGCCCGCGCGCCCCCUCUAACGCACGGCUCACAAGGAGAGACGCUCAUAGACUGGCUAGUUUUAGUGAAGUGCGACAGACCUAUACGGAUUGUGCAAAUUUAUGUAUAUUCGACGAGAUCACGUCUCGCGUUCGGGUGGAUAUAUGUGCGAGAGAUUAGUGAAUAUAUGUGUUGUUGAACGUUUGGAGAAUAUAUAUUUAGUGUUGAUUGUUUACGGCCGAGGCCGAGGGCCGGUGGCCGCGACUGUACCGCGCACAUGCGCGACUGUACAGGACUGCAGCCGGUAGCUACCUACACAUCCUAUGAAACCAUACGUACACUACGAGAGUUAUACAGAAAAAGUAAUAUAUAAAGAGAUAUAUUUCUAUUGUGUGAGAGUUGUAUCGUUCGCGUUUAUACACGGGAGCGGAGAGUAUGUUGUGUUUGCCCUCGUGUUAUCAUGUCCCGUCAGUUUAGUUCCAUGUUCCAUCGUCCUGUGCCCGUUUCCCUCAAUUUUUAUAAACGUAAUUAUAAUUUAUUAUUGCUGUGAUUACAUUUAUAACAUGUUGAAUUAUAAUCUGUAGGCUGAGAUAAGUGUGUCUUAUUACAUAUAAAAAUUCUACUGCCGUCGGUAGCUUUCAUAAGUACUAAGAGUCUGUCAUCUCUGAGUUUUAGGUAACUUUUUUAAUGCAUACUGCCGAUUGAAUCAUACGACCAUACUGCACUGAGUCAAUAUAAAAUUAGACAUGUAGAUAAUGUAUUUGUGUUCGUCUCGAGUAAUAUACAGGGCGGCAGUCGCACCCUUGUGAUCAGAACAGGUCAUCGAAAACCCGGUAGGAUCCAUGAAACAUCUCUGUACUAAAAGGCUGAUAAAUACUUAAGCGUGUGAUAGCGAAUGCUCUUUCCCCCUCGCCCCCGCUGCGUCAUAGAUCCACCAUACAGCUGCUUCACUCUUCAGACUAAUGUUUGGACUAAAGUUAUUAUUGCGGAGACAGAUUUGGUAGUUUUAAGUAUACUUGGUGUAGGAUGCUAGUUGCGUGUGAGACUGUAGGCUGCCGCAAAUUCGAAGUAGCGAGCCCACUAGCUAAUUAAUACCUGUUUGUAAUUAUUAUUAAUUUAUUAAAACUAUUUAUUGUAAAACAAUUAGUAAAUUCUAUUUAUGUACCUAAUUGACCCAUGUCUGUGUUUAUGAUGAAAGUACAAAAAGGCAGCUAAUGAAUUACGUAGUGUUUUGUUGCGUAACAUAGAAGUUAUGGUCCUUUCUCGGCCGAGCUUACUCUUUGGGAUCAAUAUUGGUAGCAAAACUUGUUACUAGCUUGCUCGCGCGCAACUAGCAUGCAACUAAUACGAUUCUGUCUCCCGUUGCAAAAUUGGUAUUAUGCCAUGUACGAUACCAAUUUUGCAACAUCAUGUAUAAUCGUUUUGAGCAUACUAUUCUAGUUUACUAACGAAAAUACUGUCAAUCAUUAAAAUUUUAUACAACUUUUUCAAAAAUCAAAAAGCGAUAGAAUAUUGUAACCGAAAUACAAAAUGCCUUAUUUCGCGGUACCUGCAUUGAGUACCUUCAUUGUUGAAACAAAAUAAAAUUCAUAGUGUAUUAUAGAACUACAAAUAACAUAGAUCUCAAUAACCCUAAUUUAGUGUUUGUUAAACAUUAAGUAAAAUGUUUUCGUUUCGAUACUGGGCAUUCUGUAAGUCAUAAUAAUAUUAUAAAUAGCUAAUAUUAUAAACACAAGUCACUGCUUCUAUUUACAUCUUUGUGCCUGUCUCGAUAUCGGUGUUUCGACACAAGUACAUCUGAACUAGCGAAAUGACUUCGCUAUUUUAAUGUACCAUAGUUCACCGUCACACCCAUACAUUUGAAACUAAGAACAUUGUAUGUAAUUGUGAAUACUGAGUGCUGAAUGAGACUUCUUUACAUGCCACUAAAUUUAAAUGUGUUGUAAAUUUACAUGAUACGUAUGUUUGAGUAUUUUGAACGCAUUUCUAAUGUAAUUGAUCGAGCUAGCACCGCGGGCCUCACUUCAUGUAGAGUAGCGUCACUAGGAGUAGCCCCGCUACGGAAAUAAGCACAAAUGUCGACGAGUGACUCCGAAUUAGGCUCCGUUCACACGACCGACUCGAAGAGAAAAGCAGAAGAUAAAUGC